Messenger RNA from Bemisia tabaci, 3296 nucleotides. RefSeq names its product four-jointed box kinase (gene fj). The record is from RefSeq and is a predicted model, not a curated record. Lineage: Eukaryota; Metazoa; Arthropoda; Insecta; Hemiptera; Aleyrodidae. Gene Ontology annotation, biological process: cell-cell signaling.
UUCGCGCCCGCCGGCCCGCUCCAAGCUCAGUCAUGGAUGUAGCUCCGUGUCGCGACCACGCGCCUCUGUUCCACUCCUAGUCCGCGCCCGAAACCGACCCUGCCUUACCUUGUGUGCCUUGUGUUCGCCGUUUCUCCCUGGUGCUUUCCACGGAUCUGUGGUGUGUUUCUUGUGUCUCAAGUGCUCUGAUUUUGGAAUACUGUUCAGUGUGCCGAGUUUGAAAUUUCUCCCCGAAGAUCGAGCGGGCUGGAUUCAUUAGCGAACUUAGUUUCCGUGUUCUUUCCAGUAUUAAGUGUGUCAAGUUAUUUGGGUAGUUUGUGAUUGACAACAUAAGCGACUCACUUAUAUAUGGAUUUUAAUUUAACCAGCGAUCCCAUUGGAAUUUUAUACAAAAAUGAGGAUAUUUUACCAAUUUGGAUGUGAAAGCUGGAAAACCUGAGCUAAAAAGAGGAGCUCACAGAAAUUUCACGGCGUGUGCUGAAAGAAGGAACCCAACCGUCGACGCUGACAGAGAAGCUAGCGCAUUCCUUCGGAGCGAGCCACCACGGUCGGUGUAGAUCCCCCGGAUCAAUUUGUAUCUGCAUCCCGACAUCGGUGAGCCGCGCGGCCGACUCCGUAUUUUAAUCACGUCGUCGGAACUAAUAACUCCGCCGCUAGCCGAGCGAAGACUCAACACUUGUACACCGCGGCGAUAAAUAUUCACGCCGCUGAAUAGGGGCCCUUGUUAGAUGCUCACUCAUUUCCGAAAAUGAUUCUCCACCGCUAAUAUAAACACAUGUCACUUUGGGAGUGAGCCGGAGUCAAGUGGUCCGGAGGCGUCGCAACUUGGAAGCGGUGGCCGCGCUAAGUCAACACACUCGACUCGACCCGACCCGAUCAGCCUUGAUGCAGCAGCGCCUGGACUACCUCUUCCUCCGAGACGGAGCAUUGUCUCGCCCGCGUCUGCCCGGGAGAAGAUGAACGCAGACAACCGUCGACCCGUCCGUCGAAAUCCCAACCCGCCCGAACACCUCCGCCGCGAGUUUAAUCCGACCGAGUAACCUCCCGCUCCCUCCUUUGAAUGACGUCACCCGAGGCGAGCACUCUGGAAGCCAUGUGUGCCGAGUACACGAUCAUGCCCACCCUGGCGAGCCAAAGCGAUAAGCGCCGACGGAAACGCACCAGACUCCGUCAUGCGGUGUUGGCCCUCUUCACGGGCAAGUCCUUGACGAGUUGUGAUAGUCCCUACUUCGAGCCGGCCAAAGCCUCCAACAUCUCGGUCAAGCGUGCCAUCUUCAUCCUGACAACGUUGGCCGCCUUCCUCUUCGGCCUCACGGUCGGCAUCCUAAUCCCCGAGUAUGUCCUAGGAACGAGCGUUGUAGAGUAUUCGAGUUCCCAAAUGAAUAGCACUAGUCAUAUAUUUCCCUCCCUCGACCCGGCGACGGUCGUGCGACUGGCCAGGUCGAAGAAGGACAUAGUAAAUAGCACGAGUUUUCAGAGCGUCUCCUUCGUCAACUCGACGACGCACGGGGACGUCGAGAGGAACUCGAUAUCGCCCGGCUGGCUGGACGGCGUCUACUGGAACCAGGAGGUCGAGAAGGCGCUCCCCUCCGGGUACUCGCAGAAGGACGCGACCCGGUGGCGGAAGUACGUGCGCACCAGCUCCGUCGUCAAGAUGGAGGAGGGCUGCGGCCGAAUGCAGAACCGGCUCCUCAUCUUCAAGGACGGCACCCGGGCCUGCUCCAGGUACCGCCAGAACACCGACCAGAUCCAGGGUGAGAUCUUUAGUUUUUUUCUAGGUAGGAUAUUAGGAUUGAAAAAUUUGACGCCCUCCACGCUGGCGGUGGUGAAGGCGCGGAGCUCGCUCUGGUCCAAAGUCAAGUCGCAGGCGUCGCUGGCCCAGUGGCACGAGGACCGGCCGGUGGUGGUGACCAUGUACCUGCCCGCCCUCGAGCCGGCGUACAUCCCGAGCCCGCUGCGCUCCGUCAACAAGCGCCUGCACCCCAAUGACGUGGACGGUCCAAUGCCCGACAUCGUGGAGCUGGCCCAAUGGUCAGACCUCAUCGUCUUCGACUACCUCACGGCCAACCUGGACCGGGUCGUCAACAACAUGUACAACCUCCAGUGGAACCCGGGCAUGAUGAACGCCUCGGCUCAUAACCUGGCUAAGAACGCUGAUACCGGACUCCUGGUCUUCUUGGACAACGAGAGUGGGCUACUCCACGGCUACCGGCUUCUUUCCAAGUACGAGUCGUAUCAUAGCGUAUUGCUGGACGCACUCUGUGUCUUCCGCAAGCCCACCAUCGAUGCACUGACCAAGCUCAAGACUGAUGGAAACGUGGGCUAUCUCCUCAAUGAGCUCAGUUUUGAUGAGCUUGACAGAGAGGCGCUUCCAACAUUGCCUGAGAAGAGCAUCAGGAUACUCAAUAGUAGAAUUGAACGAGUUCUCAACCAUGUCGCCUGGUGUGAGAAACAGUACGCUGGUUCAUUACGAAAGUGAAUCGUAAAUCACACCUAUGUAGAAUGAUUUUUCUGAUAUUCCUCUUGGUGCAGAUUUUGCGAGAAGUUCCGACUGUUCGUUGAUUUUUGAGAGUUUUUAGGCUGAGUCUUUUUUGUUGUUUUUUUUUUCAAAGACAUAUACCAGACUGAAAACCUGGGAAUGCCAUUAUCUGAGUAGCUUUUUCCUAUUAAUAUCUAUAAAUUCAAGAAAAAUAGAACAAUACUUUCAUAGAAGAGAGUUGAAUAUUUUUCAACAUUUCACAUUUCUUUCUGUAAGAAAAAAAACAUUGCCAUUCAAAUUGAUCCUUCAGGCAUUGCUCAAGUCCUUCAUUUUCUUAUGAGAACUUACUUAGUUUAAACUUAAUUUUCUGCACCGUGAAUGUGGAACACCACAUUUAUAUUUUAAAUCCAGAAGUAAUUACUAAGGUGCGAUCAAGAUAAUUUAGUUCCGUAAAAUCAUGAACAAAUCAUAACAUCAAUGGCAAACCUCGAUUUGCAUGGUGUCAGAUUACAAAGCGUAAGUUUGUUACAAAUAUUAUUUGCUUCAUUGCAAACAACGCAAGUAUACGUAUGAAAUUUAACUUUUGUGAUUGAUAUGGUCACAACUUUGAAAUGUUACCAGAAUAUUGACUGAUAAUGUACAUACUUUGUACCGAUUGUAGAUUUUGAAAUACAAAAAGAAAAAAUCAGCAUUCGAUUGUACAUACUGUUAAUAGAUGGACAUAUUUUAUUUUUUAUUGAUUUUUUUCACGAUCGGUUGAUAUUUUUUUUAUAUUGUACAUUGAAAGUCGUUCGUUAUGUGUGUAAAAAGUUUAUAA